AUGUCGACGCCGGCGUACUCCCCUGACGAUGGCGAUUCUGAAAGCGACGACGACGCAGUCCCUGAACCUACCACUGCCGGCGUGGAGGAUGCCGCCGGCGAUAACUCAGAGCAGAUAGAGGAGGUGAGAGUCCUUCUCGUGCACUCGUAUGCGGCUGUCCUGGAGAUGUUCGGCAACCCCGAGAAUGCUGAAGGCUUCGUCCUGUUCGCGACCCAAGAAAACUCUGCUGCGGGCCGUGUCUACACGACGCCUCAGUCGGCAAGGUACUGGCAAGAAGCGCAGAAGGCGGCCGUGGAAAUGUUCGGUGAAGGGGCGGUCGUUGUGCCGCUCAUCCUGUCUAGCGACGCGACCGUCGUUAGUGGAAACGAGCGGGUUCGGGUGGGGGCGGUCUACAUAUCUAUCGCCAACAUUCCGCUCCGUCGCCGAUGGCUUGACUGCGGCAAGAUCCUUCUCGCACUCCUGCCAUUUCCGCCGAGCAACAUGACACCGGCGAUGAAGGUGGAGCUCUUUCAGGCGGCAAUGAAGAUCGUGCUCGCGGAUUUGAUCGUCGCGAGCCACACGGGGCUGGCGGCUACGGAUCCCACCGGGGUGUCGCGCUUCAUUGUGCCUCUGCUUUUCUCCUACGUCGCGGACUAUCCCGAGACUUGCAAAGUCUCAUGCACUCAGCAGCUGGGCUCCGCCAAGCCAUGCUCCCUGUGCGCUGUCGACCGCAAAGACUUACGCGACAUGGACCACGCCCGCCUCGCUGGGGUUCGCGUACCGGGGAAUGGUCACUACUGGGCGAGUGGAGCCAACUUCACGGCGUCCGAGCAUGCGGCAGUCAUGAUGAUUGCGCCGUUCGUCCUGGAGGGAGACGCGGAUAUCAUGGACCAGCUGACACUUGUGGCGGUGCUCCAGUGGCACGAGUCGUGCGUGCGCGCGACAUCGCACACCGACGAGAGCCUCGCGGAGUUUGAGACGGCUACGAAGCGCAUGAUCCAGAGCGUGGAGUCCGCCUUUCCGCGCGGCGGCGCGGGGUGGAACCUUAUCAAGGUUCACCUCAUGACGCACUUUCCUGAUGCGAUACGACGCGGAGGCCUACUGUGGGAGUAUUCGGCCGCGGUCUUCGAGAAUGCCCAUAUCCGGACGUGCAAGCUCCCCUACCGCGCCUCGAACCACCGCCAGCCUGCACAGGCGAUCGCGGCGCACAACGUCCGCGCAUCAGCUCUGGCGCAGCUUGCGUCAGCCCUCCCUGGGCGGCGGCGCAACCAGACGGCGCUGGUGCGGGCGGUGGCUUCGGGCACACCGCAGCUCACUCAGGCCCGGAAGUCGCUCACGGACCGUCCCACGGGCGAGACCGAUGCGGCGUCCGUGUUCGAGGAGAUUGACCGCGCUGUGGGCGGCCUGCUCAUGUACUACGACACGGUGAUGCGCAACGCCGGCCUGCGGUCGUUCCCGGCAUGGGCCCACACGGCGGUGGCUCUGCCCGCCUUGCCCACCGACUUUGGCCUCAUCCGGCCCCACUAUGCAAGGGCAGCGGCGUCCCUGCACGGGCACACCGCCUUCUCGUGUGUGGAGUAUGAGACGCCGCGCGGCGAAACACGCUAUGGCCGCCUGCUCAUGCUCCUGGAUGCAGAGGAGCCUCUGGAUGCGGGGGGGCACGCGAAGGUCGAAGUGGCCAUCCUCCAGAGGCUGAUCCAGGAGGGUGUGGACGCUGGCACGGGAUGCCAGAUGCUUGGGGUCGGCUCUCUUUUCCACGGCCUCGCUGUCAUCCCCAUCCGCAGGAUCAAGCGGGCCGUUCACUGCGUCCCGUCCUUCCGGGAGAGGGACCUCUGGUAUCUGAACAAGUGGGCCUAUUUUUGCACCCUGGAGCCAUACUGA
Messenger RNA from Closterium sp. NIES-65, 1860 nucleotides. Lineage: Eukaryota; Viridiplantae; Streptophyta; Zygnematophyceae; Desmidiales; Closteriaceae. The record is from the annotation of a GenBank genome assembly.